ACGUCUAAUCUGGAGGCCAUGAUCUCAGAGAGUGUUCAGAUCCACCGAGGACCUCCUGCUGUCUACCAGCUGAUGCCAAAGAAAGAGAUGAUAGGAACUCUGACCAGAGUGACGGUUGGUGAAAAAGAUAAAACAAAGCCGAAUAAAAGCAUCUUACUAGUUGGUGAAACAGGGGCAGGAAAGUCCACUCUGAUCAACGCUCUGUUCAACUACGCUGUGGGAGUGAAGUUUGAGGAUGAAGUCUGGUUUCAGAUCGUAGAAAAGGAGGAGGGACGUUGUCAGACACAAAGUCAAACAUCAGAUGUGAUUGUGUACGAGAUCUUUGGGUUUGAAGGUCAAACUCUGCCGUUCUCUCUGACCAUCAUAGACACUCCUGGAUUUGGAAGCACCAGAGGCAAAGAAGAAGAUGCCUCCGUCAGCAGGAGAUUGUUUGACUUGUUCCGAUCGGAGGACGGAGUUCAUGAGAUCCACGCUGUAGGUCUGGUGAUGAAGGCGAGUGAGAACCGACUGAGUGACCAUUUGAUGUACGUCUUUGAUUCAGUGAUGUCUCUGUUUGGAAAAGACCUGGAGAGAAACAUCGUCGCUCUGGUCACACACUCUGAUGGAGGAACACCUGAAAAUGUUCUUCAGGCUCUGAAUGCAGCAAACAUUAAAUGUUCUAAAGAUGAGAAUAAUCAGCCUGUUCACUUCAUGUUUAAUAACCAACAGAACCAGCAGAGAAACACGUCAGAGAGAGAUCGGCUCAGUUUGAAGCACUUCUGGGACUUUACAAAUAAAAACAUGGGUCGUUUGAGAGACUUCCUGGAAAAGACCGAGACACAGUCACUGAAAACCAGCAUGGAGGUUCUAAAUGAACGGAUCCAACUGACCGCCUGCAUCCAGAACCUGCAGGAGAGAAUCAAGCUGACUGAGCUGAAACAGAACGAACUCAGACAGACCGAAGAGGUUUAUAACAAACACGAAGAAGAGAUGAAGAAGAACGAGAACUUCACCAUAGAGGUUGACGAGGUCUACAAAGAAAAACAACCAAUCAGUGGUGGAAAGUGGUUCUUGAUGUUUUAUGAGGGAGCCGUUACCUGUUCUGUCUGCCAGGAGAACUGCCACCAUCCUGGAUGCACGAUGGCCAGGAAACCCAGACACUGCAAGGUCAUGCAGUGGGGCCGCUGCACCGUCUGCACCAAGAAGUGUCCUGCAUCAGAUCACGUCAAAGAAAACUGGAAAUAUGUGAUAAAGACCAGAAAGGUUAAGAAGACCCAGGAGGACAUGAAGGCAAAAUACAGUCAAAACAAAGCAGGAUGUAAGACCAAGUUGGGUCUUCUGGAAAACCUUAAAGAGGAAACCAUCAAGCUGACAACAGAGUGGUCAUCUCUGCUGGAUGAGGCCUUCGGUCAUGUUGUCAGACUGGAGCAGAUCGCCCUGAAUGUUGACUCAGGGUCCACCUUUGACCACCUGGGCUUCCUGAUUGAGAAGAUGAAGGAAAAAGGCGACCAAAGAAAGGUCCAAGUCCUGGAGGAGCUGAAGGUCAGGAUGGAUAAAAUAAAUGAGGGUCGUCCACAAUGGCAGAGGAUUAUGAAAAGGGUUUAGGAAGUUCACAUAAUAAAAUGAAUAAGGCGUUUUUAUUUUAACCCUUCAUCUGAGAUAAAAAUAAUGUUUGUUUCAUAACCAGUUAGCAUGCAGAGAAUACAUUACAAAAUAAAAUAUUGUAAAUAUUUAGAACCAUAAACCAGAAAUUACCAGAUGUGAGAUGAUGUCAUUAAGAAUAUUUUAGAAAAAAAUAGUAAAAAAUGCUGCUGGAGAACCCGAUAUUCAGCCGGACACAGAGCUUUGUUUUUUAAAAGUUUAAAGCAGAACGUGAAUAGUGGCAGACGAGGCAGGCAGUACUGGGCAGAAGAGCAGAGGAUGCCGGUGAAUGGCAGAACAAUUGCUGAACAGAAGUUACAGGUAAUGACAGACUCGAGCAGAAUGAUGAAGGCAGGAGCUGACCAGAACAGAAAGUACAGAUUGGCGACCCACCAGAUGGGCAGAACAAGCAGCUGGACCUCACAGAAAACAGGGCAGAAACUGAGCAGCAUGCAGGCACUGGAACUUACAUCAGUGAGGACUGAAGACAGGCAAAGAUUCAGAGUCCAACAGGCUGAGCACAGAGAAACUGAGGGGGACAAGACAGUAGUAUACAUGAGGCAAGAUGAGAUGUUCUAGCAGAGAAGAUGAAAGAAGCAGGUAAAUAUAGGCAGGUAAUUGGAGUAGUGGUGUAGGACUGAAAUGAACCAAAAAUGUCGAAACGAGACAAAGCUGCUUCUCCUUUUUCAGCCAGCAGGGAGACCUUUUAUUGUACAAACACCAAGUUUCACAUUCACAUUUCCAUUCAGCAAAAUCCCAACAACAUGGCCCUCACGGUGUCUUUUAUAGGGUAACAGUUACAUAAAUAGAACGUAAUAUCUUACUGUCCACAUGGACCACUAAACCUAAACAGAUGUUUCCUAUGAUCUCUAGAUGGAAUACUUAUAUAACUGUUUUACUGUGUAUAACAAAAAAUAUCUAAACAAUAAUCACUCUUGACAUUGUUAGAAGGAUGUUCAGUGUUAGUGUUCAAACUUUGGUAGUAAUUAGGUCAGACCGAGUCCUGCUUUCUUCUUCAUAGCCUUAUAGGUCUGGAACAUUCUAAUCUAUAGUGGCUGAUUGGAGGAUAACUGGAGCACGAGGAUGGUGGCAGGGCUGAUUGUAGAAAGUCCGGAAAGGUCCAAAACAAACAAAACCCUAAAUUAUGUGAAGAACUAGCAGUAAUAUUUCAGAUACACUAUUUUAUGACGUCACACCGCAGCGCUCUGUGUUGUUCUCCAGUCUCUUGUUUACAUAGCCAGGCUGGACCAUUUGUGUACAUGCAUGAGAACAGCUGCCACUCAGAGCUUAGCCCCUCCCUGCCCUAAAAUAUCACUUUCAGAGUUGGAGCAGUAUGGAAGAGAGCCCCCCAGCAGAUCAAACUGU
Molecule: messenger RNA, 2985 nt
Organism: Fundulus heteroclitus (mummichog)
Lineage: Eukaryota; Metazoa; Chordata; Actinopteri; Cyprinodontiformes; Fundulidae
Product: septin-4-like
Exons: 1
Coding region: 19-1584 (521 amino acids)
Molecular function (GO): GTP binding
Source: RefSeq, a predicted model, not a curated record